AUGGCCGAGAGCUCGCGUGCAAAGGCCUUCUUCGUGCUGGUCAAGAACCUGGUCCUCGCAGCUGGAGUCUACGCCAUAAUCUAUGGAGUCAUAACCCUUGUGAGCGACCCUACCGUGGGCGCCAAAGGGAAGCUCGGCAUCCCCGCCUUCCUGGACAAGACUGGCCCGACUGAGCUGAUCAAGACGACAAAGUCAGGGGUGCAGGUCAAGUUUGCCAGUUCCACCAAGACCGUGACCAUCAACCCUCACGCCAACGUCUUCAACCGACCUGUGACCGCCGUCAAAGCCAAGGACGAUUUCAUGGGACCCCGCCCUCACGUCGAUACCGAGGCUGAUCUACACAUGUUGGUCGAGGAGUGCAGAGGCACCUACACUGGUAUCGAGAAGAUGCGGAACGUCUUCGACUGCCUGCAGUUCUUCGCAAACGACGAGAAGCGUUACUAUGGUCUCCCAGAGCAGGCUGACCGUGCGAGCGCUCAAGAUCCCCGCCAAGCAGAGUAUGCAGACGCCGACGGCCACGGUAGGACUUUGAAGAAGUACAUUUCCGUGGACCAGGCAAAACCCGCCAACGGCUCAGACAUCGGUACCUGCCCCGGGCCUAUCGUUCCCUAUCACGUCUACUGGACUGGCCCGGCCACUUGGCGUGUCGAAGCAUUCAUCAAGAGCUAUCUUUACACCCAAAACCUUGCCUGCUCGCGGCUUUGGCUCUGGCUUGACAGUGAUCGAAACCCGCAUGCGGUCCAAGACAUGCUCAACAAAGACGCACUGUUCGCCCGAUUCCUCCCCUUCGUCGAGCGCGGCGAUGUAGUGCUCAAGGCUUGGAAAUUCCCGUCUAGGAUCCCGCUACCAAAGGACGAAGAGAACAAAAACGGUUAUGGCUACUACAGCACGCCUGGAAAACCCAAUAUCAAGGGUGAGAAGGCCGUUGCCGAAAACAUCGUGGAAGACAACAACGGACAACAGUGGCUUGUGUUGACUCCGAAACAAAUGACGUUCUUGCCCGUGGCUGUCUCAGAUGCGGUUCGCUUCGUCGUCCUACACAUUCACGGUGGCGCUUACUUUGACAUGGAUGUGCUGAUGCUCAGAGACAUGCGCCCACUCCUUCUUCCCAAAGAGCAUGCAUUUGCCGAGCGCUGGGCUGCCCACCCCCACCCUGGAGACUACAACACCGCUAUCAUGUCGCUCACCGCAAAUUCUUCCAUCUCGGCUUAUAUGCUGUACGGCGGAAUUCGCAUGGGUCUCAACUUCCAUCCACGAGUAUUGGGCCGCAUGGCCUGGAAAGAAAGUCGCGAUCAAGAAUUUUUGAUGCUCGAAACAGCCGCAUUUGACCCCAUUUGGACUGAGUUCAACUGGGACCGCGAAGGUCGGUGCACUGUACCGUGCCUGCGAGACUACGGCGCCGCUUUCAGAGGCAAAGAGGGAGCGCUCAAAGACGAAUGGGAGAGCUACGACGGCCCCCAACUGAAAGCCAUCGAUCUGCAGGAGGCGCAGUCCAACGAGCUGCGCAAGCGCGGCCGCGAAGAUCACGAAAACGUACCCGCUUCAGCCUCUGCACCGACUCCCAAGUCCGAGCACGUGGACUCGUUCCAAGCGACCCUAGACGAAGAGGUAGAACUGCGCCGAGCUGGUGUUGUCGCAGACUACGUGCUCUCCGAGGACAAGUUCCCACCGAACAACCGCACCCUUGAAAACUUCUUCCGUGGCGCUUGGACGUACCACAUCCACAACCAGUGGCUCAAACAUCCAGAACCCUCUUCGUGGUUGUCAGUCCUUGAGCAAGCACAAGAUGGCUUCUUCGCAGGCGGACGCGUAAAUCCCUACGGCGAGAAAUGGACCGGUCCUAAACUGAUGCCUUACAACUACUGGCCUGAGUUCGUGUGA
Didymosphaeria variabile is the source of this 1881-nucleotide messenger RNA. RefSeq lists its product as uncharacterized. The record is from RefSeq and is a predicted model, not a curated record. Lineage: Eukaryota; Fungi; Ascomycota; Dothideomycetes; Pleosporales; Didymosphaeriaceae. Bases 1 to 1881 code for a protein of 626 amino acids. The transcript has 2 exons.